This is a messenger RNA of Oncorhynchus gorbuscha (pink salmon), 2607 nucleotides long. RefSeq names its product atonal bHLH transcription factor 8 (gene atoh8). The transcript has 3 exons. The record is from RefSeq and is a predicted model, not a curated record. Gene Ontology annotation, molecular function: protein dimerization activity; DNA-binding transcription factor activity. The coding region runs from base 948 to 1826 and encodes 292 amino acids. NCBI's taxonomy places the organism in Eukaryota, Metazoa, Chordata, Actinopteri, Salmoniformes, Salmonidae.
UUGCGAGCUAGCUUGCCAGCCCGAGCAUUGCAUUGUGGGUUUUGUAGUCGAUUUAGCUAACAACAGAUUUCCACGAUUUUUUCACUACCAAACUUAUUAUAGCGACCAAAUUUUAAAAAAAGUGUUCACAAAAAAUAUUGUUAUAACAUGUUAGUGUUAUGUAACACUAAAUUAUAGGAAUGAGUGGUUUUGGGUGGAUUUUUCCUGGACUGUCCCCCGUUGUCUGCCCUGUUCCAAAAUCUUUCUUUGCUAUCUAGACACAUCAAAAUAGUCUAUGUUACACUGUUAGCGGUUACCAUGUGCACCAUUGUGCACUUAACUACAAGUUUUGCUUGCUAAAUGAAGAACAAAAAUAAUAUGAUGGGUAUGCUCCCCAGCUCUAGGAGGCUUAUAGCCUAGACCUAAGUUGUAAGGCAUACAGAUUGUGAUAUAAUAAAAAAAGUUGUUAUUAAACUGAAUUUAUGACGAUAAUUAUUGAAAUGCAAUUAUAAUUGUCCUUCUGUUGGCAUGUCCAUAAAAGUCACCAAGUAGCCAUGCGCGUAAUCAGUGGUUUAAUAUGUUAUUACGCACGGCUAGAGAUAUUUUGGGCGGUCUCUCGCUGUCGGCGGCGUGGCGACUUAUCUCACCGACAAGGGCUUCUAUGUAAACUGAGGCAAAACUAAAACAGAUGAAACUCAGAGCACAUUCACAAAAAAAUGCUGCCAAUUUUGAUGGCUCCAGAAGACGCGGAAUCCACGGGAGAAACACGCGCCUGCACAUGCGGUCUAUUCUUUAUUUGAGUUAUUUAAAGUAAGCCUGUCGAUGCUUUUAAUCAGAGUGCUACAUUGCAUAGGGAUUUGUCUGGCUAUACUUUAUUGAUUAAGUUACAAUAUAAUAGUAUUGUACUUUUUCGCGAUAUUAAUUAAGGCAGUGCUGUCGGUUUUCAAUAGUGCCUUUUUUGUGUAGAAAUGAGGAAUCCACAUCUACUCAGCGAUGGCUGGAAGACAAUCAAUGCAAAGGAUUCAACUGGGAAUAAAAAGUUUAAACGGAAAGGUCGGGACCCCAAACGAGUCACCAGUGAUGAAGUCAAACAUUUCCAAUAUGAUUCAAUAAUGGACGACGAUUCUAUGGGGGAACUGAUGGAAGAGACAUGUAGAAACAUUGUCCAAAAAAGACUACAGGACCCUGGUUCAGUUCUAUCUGUGGAGAAAUCCAUUAUUUCAUCUGGAAACCCGAAUACUGCUCUUGACAUGAGGAUAAAUGCUUUACCAUCAACAGUUACUGGGAAGCUCCCAUCAUCACAGUCACAGCCUUUAUCCGAGUCAACACCGACAAGCAGAGACUCUUUUCUCAGCACAUUCCCGCAUGUUACAAGUUAUGACCAUCAACAGUCAUUUGGGACUGAUCACACAUUACAGUCCCGGAUCGUCCUGUGCCAGCGCUCUGAGAAGUCCCUCUCCUCAGCCUCUCAGACACCCUACAUCAAUAGCAGCGACCCGGUUGAAUCGCCAAAGAAACGGCUAGGAGAAACGUCUGGCGUCGUCACUGAGAUCAAAGCCGUUCAGCAGACACGGAGGCUACUGGCGAAUGCCAGAGAGAGGACCCGGGUGCAUACCAUCAGUGCAGCCUUUGAGGCGCUGAGAAAGCAGGUGCCCUGCUACUCCUAUGGACAGAAGUUGUCAAAGCUGGCUAUAUUAAGAAUCGCCUGUAACUACAUCCUGUCGCUAGCUCAGCUGGCAGACCUGGACUACACCCCAGAUCACGGCAACAUGAGCUUCAGAGAGUGCGUGGAGCAGUGCACCCGCACCCUGCAGGCCGAGGGACGCUCCAAGAAGAGAAAGGAGUAAAAUUCUCACAACAUCGGUGGCGUGAGCCAGGCUUUAUAACAAGGCCCUUGAACAAAAGAAAUUCUUUACAGCUCUGUUAUUGAGGUUAUUCAAGGUCACUCCUGGGGGAGACUACAACCAGUCACUUGGACAUACAGUAUGAUGGACCUAAUUUCAUAGGCCUACUUGAUACCUGUUGAGCUAGCAGAAAUAUCAAGAAUCUCCAGUUAUGGAUAUGUUUCUGCCCGUCGUGAGUUGGAAUGAAUCUCAUUCGGUUGAUGUUUGAACAGUUAAAAGUGGGAGACAGCAUUGAUGUUCUUUAAGCAAACAGGAAAACAUGUCUGGUGGAUGAAAUCAGAUUGUUCAAUCAUAUGACAAUUGGAGGCAGAGACAGCAGUGACUAUAACCAUUCAUAACAGUGAUUAUAACAGUUUUAUUCAACUAUGAACCCCAAUGCCUUUUCAAUGACAUACAGGUUUUUUUUAUUUUAUAGUAUGAUUGGUAAUUUCUGCUUGAUGGAAGCUAACUAGUGAAAGCUCUAGGAACAUAUAUUUGAUUACAAGAUAACUUAAAAUGACAUAGCAAUGGUAUUUUAUUCAGCAACUGUUUUUAUGUGUUGAAAUAUUAAUUAAGUUACAUGGGUUAUUGUCUGCUACCUGAGCUCAGUAUUUUAAAAUAUCCCAGAUUGACACAUUUAAAAGUGACCUCCCUUUCAGCUGGCCUUUUCUAAUGACAAAUCUCUGACUGUUGUGUGCUAAUCAAGCACUUUUUAACCAAAAAUAAAGGAACUGUUGUUAAUUUA